This is a messenger RNA of Arabis nemorensis, 1419 nucleotides long. The record is from the annotation of a GenBank genome assembly. Lineage: Eukaryota; Viridiplantae; Streptophyta; Magnoliopsida; Brassicales; Brassicaceae.
AUGUUGAUCUCGUCUCCUCGUGGUGAUUCUGAUGAAGAGAAGAAAGAAGAGACUUUGAAACCAAAGUUGAAGCCUUUACAUUGGGAUAAAGUUAGAGCUAGCUCAAGCCGUGUUAUGGUGUGGGACCAAAUCAAAUCAAAUUCAUUUCAAUUGAAUGAAGAAAUGAUAGAGACAUUGUUUAGGGCGAAUGAUCCAAGUUCAAGAACAAGAGAUGCUGGAAAUUCAAGUGUUGUUCAAUCUGUGAAUCAAGAGAAUCGGUUUCUUGAUCCAAGAAAGUCUCAUAACAUUGCGAUUUUGCUAAGAGCUCUUAAUGUAACUGUCGAUGAAGUAUGCGAAGCUCUCGUGGAAGGCAAUUCGGAUACGUUAGGACCUGAGCUUCUUGAAUGCUUGCUUAAGAUGGCUCCUACUAAAGAAGAAGAGGACAAGCUUGAGGAGCUUAAAGAUGAUGAUGAUGAAUCUCCUUCCAAGUUAGGUCCUGCGGAAAAAUUCCUCAAAGCAUUGUUGAACAUUCCGUUCGCCUUCAAGAGGAUCGAUGCAAUGGUUUACAUAGUCAAUUUUGAAUCAGAAACCGAGUACCUUAAAAGAUCAUUCGACACCCUCGAGGCUGCUUGUGGAGAGUUAAAGAACACUCGAAUGUUCUUGAAGCUUUUAGAAGCGGUGCUCAAGACCGGGAACCGGAUGAAUAUCGGGACUAAUAGAGGUGAUGCGCACGCAUUCAAGCUCGACACACUAUUAAAACUGGUGGAUAUCAAAGGCGCGGAUGGCAAAACCACCUUAUUGCAUUUUGUGGUUCAAGAGAUCAUAAAAUCCGAAGGAGCUCGGGUUUCUUCUACUCCGACUCAAAGCCCUACAGGCGAUAACAUAGCCGAGUUCCAAGACGAUCUUGAGCUUAAGAAACUCGGGUUGCAAGUGGUUUCAGGUCUUAGCUCUCAGUUGAUAAACGUCAAGAAAGCAGCUGCAAUGGAUUCAAAUUCCCUUAGCAAAGAAACAGCGGAAUUUGCAAGCGGAAUAACGAAAGUCAAGGAAGUAAUCGCGGAGCUAAAUCAAGAAACCGGUGCAGAGAGAUUCUUAGACUCAAUGAACAUGUUCUUGAACAAAGCUGAGAAAGAGAUCACAAUGAUACAAUCCCAUGGAAGCAAUGUCAUGAAGAUGGUUAAAGAAGUAACAGAGUAUUUCCACGAGAAUUCGGAAUCUCAUCCUUUUCGCAUUUUCGCAGUGGUCAGAGACUUUCUGACGAUUCUUGAUCAAGUAUGUAAAGAAGUUGGUCGUGUAAACGAGAGAACAGUGUACGGUUCUGUACCACGACCUUCACCGUCGAACCAGACCGUCACGACGCUGUUUCCGGUUGUUAACAAUAACAACAACUCACGGCUGAGUCACUCUGGUUCUCUAGACAACGACGACGAUGACUCGUUCUAA